Messenger RNA from Chrysoperla carnea, 1713 nucleotides. RefSeq names its product nose resistant to fluoxetine protein 6-like. The transcript is spliced from 12 exons. The record is from RefSeq and is a predicted model, not a curated record. Gene Ontology annotation, molecular function: acyltransferase activity, transferring groups other than amino-acyl groups. Lineage: Eukaryota; Metazoa; Arthropoda; Insecta; Neuroptera; Chrysopidae. Bases 1 to 1713 code for a protein of 570 amino acids.
AUGUAUGGAUUUUUAAGAACAAGAGAAAAAGAACCAACGUUUAAUAUUGUCAAAUUUUAUGCUCGAAGAUAUUUAAGACUAACACCAGCACUGAUAGCAACUAUUUUAUGUGACAUUUCAAUAAUACGUUUAAUGGGUAGUGGACCAGGGUUUCAGUUAAGGAUAGAUAGAUUAGUGGAUACAUGUGAAAAAAAUUGGUGGCUUUCAUUGCUGUAUGUAUCAAAUUAUGUAGAUGUUCGUAACAUCUGUUUGCCACAAUCCUGGUAUCUUAGUGCUGAUACACAGUUAUAUUGGCUAUCACCGUUAUUGUUGUUACCUGUAGUGUGGUGGAAAAAAUGUUCUUAUUAUCUUUUUGGAAUAAUAACGAUAGUUGGGACAGCUGUUGUAUGGUUCAUCGUUUACGAUAAACAACUGAUACCAAAUGCUAAACCGUCAGAUUAUUUGAGUGCAUAUCACACUGCAACACAUACCCGCAUCUGUCCUUGGGUUAUAGGACAUGCACUGGCUUACUUUAUUUAUCAAAAUAGAAAUAAGAAAUUUAACAUUCCAAUGUGGUUGGCAACAUUGUUAUGGGUUCUAGCACUUUCACUUGGCGCUUAUUCAAUGUUUGGAAUGUAUCCAAUUACAGAAUUAGACUAUGAAUAUGACCGAGCCUAUGUGUCAUAUUUUAUGGCAAUGUCGACUGUAUUCUAUUGCUUGGCAAUUUCUUGGAUUAUUUUUUCAUGCAUAUUUGGAUAUGGAGGUAUUGUGAAUUGGUUCCUAUCAUUACCAAUGUGGCAGCCACUAUCCAGAUUAACAUAUUCGAUGUAUAUAACACAUUUUACGCUGCAAUUGGCGCUCCAUGCAGGAGUUAAAACACCAAUAUGGUUUUCAAAGAUGCAUUUGGUUUGCGUAACUAAAUCAGUUUCUACAACAAUACAAAGUGUACAAAUAAAUUAUGUACGAGUGCCACAAGCGGUGCGUAAUAAUUCUGGUCGACCGGUGGUAUUAGAUUGUGAUUACACAGUACGACCAACUGAUGAAGGUUUAGUUAUAAAAUGGUUUUUAAAUGGUGCACCAGCUGCUGUAUAUCAAUGGAUACCACCAAAACGUCCACAAAGUUUAGGACCACUUAGAGAUCGUUUAGAUUUAACAUAUAAAGUAACAGAUGAUCCAAAUACAAUGCAUCGAGCAUUACGUAUAUUGAAUCCAACCACCGAUAUAUCCGGUGAAUAUAAAUGUUUUGUAUCAACAUUUAAUGAUGAAGAUUUUAGUGCUAGACAUAUGACAGUUUUUGAACCUGAACAACGUCUAUUACUAUAUCAAAGUGUACCACAGCGGGGGCAAGUAAAUAUCUCGUGUAGUGUGACAGCUGUCUAUCCAGAACCACAGAUAGCCCUUUUCAAAGAUCCUGACAGGAAAGACAGAAAACCAAUAAAAGAUGUUGAAGUAUGGUCACGUAUAAGAGAUCGUGAUGGUAGAUAUGAUGUAACAGCUUUAGCAACACUACCCGAAUCAGAAUUAGAACCCGCUGAAUCGGUAUUUGAUUGUGAGAUGACAAUACCUGGUACAGGAUAUACGAAACGAACGAGUCGUGUUUAUUAUCCAGAAGGAAGUGAAUUUAAAGACAGUCAACAUAAGUCGCAGCCUGCAGUAAAUUUAUUGGUAUAUAGCAGUCUUGGAAUAUUUGGAUGGUUUGUUGCACAAUAUUAUUGUGCAUUAUUACUAUUAUAA